AAUGCACCAUGUGACCAUCUUAUCAGGUGUGUGAAUCCAGCAACGCAGUACCAUGAAGAUAAGUCGACUGGCCGUCACAGCAUCAUUGUCCCGUAUGAAAAACCUGAAGCUGAAAUGCGGUACACUGUCUACCAUCUGCGCUUCAUGUGCCUCAGUUCAUGCUCUACAGGCAUAGACCGGCGUGGUGUCAAGCUUGUAUGGACCCUUGAGAACAAUGGUAGCAUUAUUGGCAGGCAGGUCAUCGACCUCAAGUUGUGUGCCAGUCCUGUCAGAGAUCGCAAGAAGGAGGAGAAGAUAUCUUCCCGAGAAAUGAACAGUAGCCUGCGGGGAGGGGUAAUUGGAGGUUCUGUCACCCAUCCAGUGGACAAAAGACCUUCCCGCCUUUCUGCCAACACCACGUUCAGCCAGACACGACCCCAGAAGAGAGGGUUGACGUCUGUGGCCACUGUCACUACUGGAGGCAUCACCGGGGCCCCUGCAAAGGUCAGGAAGACAGAGCAGGAACGUGAGGGUGAAUACAUAAUAAAGGUGAUGCUCCAAAAGAUCUACACCAUACUCAAAUUGAUCCAUGACUCACUUUUGGUGCACUCCAAAGUGAACCCAGAUGCCUUGAAGCGCACUCUCCGUAUUAUGCAUGGUGAUAAGCAUGUGUCAGUAAAAUCGGAGCCAAAGGACAAUCCUAGUUCAGGCGAAUCCCAGGAGUGAUUUGUUUGCUGCUUUCCUUACCUCUCAGCACCUUAUUAGUUUUUUUUUUCCAUUAUUAACCAAAAACUUCAUAUUGUGACAUUCCUUGCCAUGCUCAUUGCUUUUCUUUUUUGUGUGGUCACUGCAGAAAGAGUGCAUGCUGGCUUGCUGACGAGUUCUUCAGUGUUACUGACUCGUUAGCUUACUGCUACUCGUUAUUGGUCACAAACUGUAAUAUCUCUGGCCUUGGUAAUUUAUACCCACUUUACACCUCGCCACACACAGCUUUUUUUUCCCAUUUAUUUCAUUGCCACUUUUACCUUCACUGCCAAAAUUUGCUCAUUCAUUAUACUUUGCACCAAAGUAGGAUUGUCGUGACGUAUGAUAGCACAGAAUAAUGCUGGGACCAUGUGCCAUGUGCGGAAAAUGCUGAGAAAAGAAUAUUUUUAUACCUGUGUCGUUUCUUGUGCACUGGUCAAUAAAAUAUGCACAUAGAAGAGGCCAGGGGCUUGCAUUUAAAUGCUGUGGGGUAUUUAAAUUGCUACAUACAUAUGUUGAGACACUGAAUGUGCAAUUCUUUUUAGUGUUAACAAAAAAAGAAAAGUAUAUUGAGGCUGGAAUGGGCAUUAUGCAAAAACAACUUGAGUUUUUGAAAUUUUAUUUCUGGAGAUGUUUUACAUACAUUUUUCUUUUUUCUGGAAGGAGAUAUCAGUAAAUCCUAUCUUUGCACUCUCUUAAUUGAGUUUAUAGCUCCUUCCUUUGCAAAAACCUGAUUCUAAAGAAUAGGCAAUUUUAGGUUUCAUGGCUGACCAUGCCUCUGAGGUAUAGGGAAUAGCUGAAAAAAGUGGAAGUGUUCUUUGACGUGUACAUGUGGAAGUGCCAAUCCUCGUUUUCUUAGGCAUUUAUUAACUUUUCUUCAGGAUAUAUCAUCACAACCCAGUAAGCAGGCUCAGACUUUUUUUUUUACACUUCCAAAAUAAGGUCACUACUUCGUACAGAAGGCUGCAGUGAUCUUAUUUUAUGAAUAUCACAGCGCUGCGCACCACGCAGACACUUGCAUUUCGAAAAAACAGUUCCCACACCCCUCUCCUGUACCUGUCCAGUCCGCUUCGCCCGCGAAGUGACGUAAUGUUGCCAAUGGCCAACGUUACAUUCGCUGAUUGGUCCUCUACACUGUAAAACGGCGCGUUGGCCCUGUGGUGAUGCAGUUGACUGCGCAGUUGUCGUGCCCUUGCACCACGCUUCCUCACCGCACCGCUGCGACAAGAACGGCACGUGGAGGAAGCCUUGCUCACUCGUUGGUUGUGCGCUGAUGACAUAAACGCUUGCAUCACUUCGCGUUGCCGAUGUUGGUGUAGUCGUGACGAUGAGCUAUGCCUACCCCUCUGCACGGCAGAGGAGUAGGCAUAGC
Molecule: messenger RNA, 2095 nt
Organism: Rhipicephalus sanguineus (brown dog tick)
Lineage: Eukaryota; Metazoa; Arthropoda; Arachnida; Ixodida; Ixodidae
Product: cellular tumor antigen p53
Exons: 6
Coding region: 115-705 (196 amino acids)
Biological process (GO): apoptotic process; regulation of transcription by RNA polymerase II
Cellular component (GO): nucleus
Molecular function (GO): DNA-binding transcription factor activity, RNA polymerase II-specific; RNA polymerase II cis-regulatory region sequence-specific DNA binding
Source: RefSeq, a predicted model, not a curated record